Drosophila serrata is the source of this 3733-nucleotide messenger RNA. Its product is annotated as limbic system-associated membrane protein. Gene Ontology annotation, cellular component: neuronal cell body; plasma membrane; axon. Gene Ontology annotation, molecular function: protein binding; axon guidance receptor activity. The record is from RefSeq and is a predicted model, not a curated record. Gene Ontology annotation, biological process: homophilic cell-cell adhesion; synapse organization. Lineage: Eukaryota; Metazoa; Arthropoda; Insecta; Diptera; Drosophilidae.
UGUCUUAAAAUCGCGACUAUUUUAUAAUGAAAAAUGAAAUAAUAAAAUUUGAAAAAGGGUAUUAAUGUUGCAAACAAUAAAGUGUGUUGUGAAGGUUAAUCGGAUCUUGUUAAAUAGUCGACGAAUGACAAAAAACUAGUUUAUUCAAUAGACAGAACCCCGGAAUUCGUAUAAGCCAUACAUACGAACAUACACCAUUACAUUAAAAUGAUAAACUACACAAAAGGAUAUUGGCCGCUAGUUUUAUAUUUAUUUUCAUUUGCAAUAACAUAUAUAGAUGGCUCAUUCAUAUUGCCAGAGAAUGACCCCCCUACAGCGCCAAAAUUCUUAUCGAGAGGUCACCUCUACAAGGUCAUCGUCGGGGAGACCAUAGAGUUACCUUGCAAAGUACAGAACCUCGGCUCAUUUGUGUUAUUGUGGCGGAAAGGUUCCUCCGUACUCACUGCCGGACAUUUGAAAAUAACAAGGGAUCAACGCUUCAAAAUAGUCGGUGACUAUAACUUGCAGAUAAAUGGAGUAAAGACCCAAGAUGCUGGAGACUACAUUUGUCAGCUAGGUGAUCAGGAAAAUCGCGACCAAGUUCAUACAGUAGAAAUUUUGGUCCCGCCUACGCUAAGGGCUCUUCCACAUAAUGGUCAGGUAACUGCCCGGAAGGGAAGUACUGUUACCUUGGAAUGCAAGGCCUCCGGCAAUCCGGUUCCCACAAUAUUUUGGUUCAAGAAGGAUGUUUUUUCCGGACCAACUCACCUGUCGGAUAGCUCAACAUUAAUAUUGGAAAAUGUAGACCGACAUCACGCAGGAACAUAUCAGUGUUCAGCUGAUAAUGGGGUUAAGGAUCGGGUAUCCAUGGACAUACAGCUGACCAUACUUUCUCCACCAGAAAUCACGGUGGAAAAGUCCUGGGUGCACGCGGCCGAAGGAUACGAUGUGGAACUGGUUUGCAUUGUUCAUGGCGAUGUAAACUCAGAAAUGUUGUGGUAUCAAAACUCAUUUUUACUGGAUCCAACCGAUCGUCGGUCAAUGUAUCCGCGUGAUGAUAGGUACAGCCUUAUUAUUCGAAACUUCCAGCCAACAGAUUUUGGCAAUUAUAGCUGCGUUGCUGAUAAUGCUUUGGGGAACAAAAAAUAUAUUGAAGUGUCUGGUCGACCGGGUCCAGCUGAUUUUAUUUCUCCAGCUUUAAGCGGAUUUCUAGAUCAUUACAACCUGACAUGGACAAUCGAGUCUAUACCGCCGCUUGAGGAAAUAAAGCUAUUGUACAGACGUCUUUUGAUGAAUGAAACCUACCAACAUCCUGGCAAAUGGCACGAGUAUCAUAUUAAGCCUACUCCAAUAAGGACAGAUGGUUCACACUUUUUAAUGUCAUAUCUCGUUAAAAAUUUGGAACACAAUGCUGUUUAUGAAGCAAUUGUUCAGGCUAAAAACAAAUAUGGAUGGAACGAGAUCAGCGAUAUUCACCAGUUUUAUACACGAAACCAUGACCUACUUCUUGACAUUGAUAUGGAAUAUAAAAUGGGCAUUUCCAGUAAUAUAAGAAUAUCUCCAACACUCUGUGGAAUACUUUUACCAGCAUUUAUUUUAGUAAUCUUUCCUUUCAUUAAUGUUUAAAAAUAACAUCUAGGUUUUAUUUGCAUAUAUAAUUUAAAUGGUGCCUUACUAAAACUUUAGCAAAUAAUUAAAUUUACAUGUAUGUACGUUAAGAAGUCGUAUUUAAUGUAUUAACAUCUCAAUAGAAAACUUAUCUCAUUAGAAUACUUAUACAUAUGAAUGACAUUUGAUUUUGUACAUUUGUGAAUUAGUUCUUCCUAUUUGACUGUCUUUUUUAAGGAAUUCUUCAUUAUUAAUAUCCUAAAUAGGUUUCGUUGAAUCUUUUAUUUACUCUAAAAAGGUUAUACUAAUGCAAUAUUGCAAGAUAAAUACAAAACGACUUUUUUAACUGUAGACAUUUGGUUUCGCUAUUUAGAUCAUGCCAACUAACUUUAUUUUAAAUAUUGAUUAAUAGUUCAUAAUGCUUUAAGAUGUUGUAAUUAUUCUGAUCAAAAAGUCGUAGGCUUAGGCCCAAGUUAGACCGAUCCAAGAACUGAGUACCGCAUUAUAUUAUAAUUACUUUCAAAAAAGAUAAGAGAAACCAGUCUACAUAAAAUUAAAUACUGAUAAGAAAUAAUACCUUUAAUUAAAGAUCAGAAAGUACAUGAAAGUUCAGAAAAUCUCAUAAGAGGAGUAACGGGGGUAAAGAUUUCGAAAUAAAAUAAGGAUAAGUAAGUUCUUAAAGUUGCACAAAACAUAUAUGUACAUAUAAAAUAUAUCCGCAAGUAUUCGUAAAGUUUUCAAUUUAUUCGGAUUAAUAUCCGAAUCAUAUAAGAACACUUUUACAACGUUUAUACGAUGCAUAUCCCUUUUAAUUUUAAUUAAUUUUUACUUAGUUGAUAGUGAGUAAAAAUGACACUAUGGUCAACUUCACUUUCUUUUAUUUUAAUAACUUAAAUUAAUAAUAAUGGUGGGAUAUUGUUUAACAUAUCGCGAGGUAUACAAAAAUACUCGUAGCAAACAAUCGUAUAAGCGUAGUAAUUGUUGAUUAAAUAAAACAUUCGCUUUAAUGGAUAUUUAGAAAUAGAAAAUAUGGUAAUCGGAUUCUCUACAGUUGCACAGUAUGUUCUCUUAUUUGUCUUGUCCGAUUUGUGAUUUUUUUCUCAUUAUACUAUAUGAUAAAGAGAUAAUUCCGUACAUAAAGAACCAGUUCAGUGAAAAAUGUAACAUUGUUAAUUUAAUUUUUUUAUUUUAUUUAAUUUGAAACAUAAAUAGUUUUUGUUAUAGUUAAAUUGAUUUUCAAUCUCGUAUUAUGGACACUUGUAGUUACACCAUUUGAAAAAAUACUAGGAUGGACAUGGCAAUUUAUAGCUGAAAAAGCUUAGCAAUUUAAACGUAUUCAUUACGUAAUAUAUAUACCCUCCUGUAAUCAUAAAAUACAUAAAUACAUAUUGCAAAUCGUUCAACGAUUGUAGAUACGUUAUAGGCAUACCAAUGAGAAUAAAAACAUAACUAUAGCCAUUAAAAAUUCUUAGAAUUAGGGUAAUUUUCCUAACCAAAAUGUAUUAAUUAUUAAAAUAAUGUAAUUUAUAAAAUUAUUUAUUUAAAUUCAUGUAUAUACGCACAGGCAAACAUAUUAUCUUCUUUAAGAGCCAGUUGGAUAUCUAUUUUUUUCUUUAUUUGUGAAACCAUUCGUAAAACAUUAUGAAAUUCAUGUAAAAAUUGUUUUCUCAUAUAAAAAAAUCACAAAUUAAUCAGAUAAAGAAUACUACAAAUGGUAUAUUAUUCAUAGAAUACAAUUAGAAACAUAAUCAAUCUAUAACAUUAUUAACAACUAGACGACAAAGAAAAUAUACUAACACAAUUGUAUGAUACAAAAUAAAUCUCUUGAACCGGGAGUAGUAAUUAAUUAAUAAUUAUUUUGUAAGUUUAUACGUCUGUAUAUCCCAAUAUAUGCAUAUGUAUAAUUACGAGUGCACAAACGUCCUGCAAGUUUGGAUGGGCGUGAGAAUGAAAAUAAAGCUCUUUUAUUUUAAUCAUAAGUGUUCUUAAACUUAAGCAUAGAAAAUAAUCCCAUUAGUGUUAUAAUUUCUAUAAAAGGAAAGAUUUACUUUACAGUAAACGUGUAAGAUCUACCUACUUGUAAUGAAUGGCAUUAUACAUAACAAACUUACAAAGCACGAAUAAAAUCAUUUUACUAGUAGAUUAA